CCUCUUUUGGUUUGUUCAGAAAAAAAAAACAAAAAGGAAAGAAGAGCAACGAGAAAGCAGUUAGUUAUAGCUAACGACGAUGGCGAGAGAGACGUCGUCGACGCAAUCAUACAGCGAGAAAUGGUACUGGGACGACCGCUACACGAACGAAUCAGAUUCCUUCGAUUGGUACCAAAACUAUUCUUCAUUGUCUCCUCUCAUCAAUCUCUACCUCCCUCCUCACCCUACUCACCGUUCCCUCGUCAUCGGCUGCGGCAACUCGGCGUUCAGCGAGGGGAUGGUGGAUGCUGGGUACGAAGAUGUAGUUAAUAUCGAUAUCUCCUCUGUUGUGAUCGAUGCCAUGAACAAGAAACACUCAGACCGUCCUCAGCUCAAGUAUUUGAAGAUGGAUGUGCGUGAUAUGAAGGCCUUUGAAGAUGCUUCCUUUGAUGCUGUGAUUGAUAAAGGAACCUUAGACUCAAUUUUGUGUGGGAGUAACUCGAGGCAACACUCAACGCAAAUGAUUGAGGAGGUUUGGAGGGUACUCAAGGAUAAAGGAGUCUACAUCCUGAUUACAUAUGGAGCUCCCAAUUAUCGGCUUCGGCUGUUUAAAGAAUCAUCACGCUCUUGGACUACAAAACUCCAUGUGAUAGACAAAAGUUUGACAGAUUAACAACCAUUAGAAACGCCAAGAUGGGAACUGACUAAACCAAUUCCUCUAGAUGAUGAGGGAAGUUCAGUGGAGUCUGCAAUUGGCAAAAGCCCUGAUGUCCACUACAUCUAUGUCUGUAUCAAGGAUGAGGCGUUGAAGACGGAGACAGAGGCAGUUUUGAAGUCAUGAGAAUCUUUUUUUGGUGCUCUUUGCUUCGGAACAUAUAGGUCCUACAAGGAACUUAGUUUUUUCUUUGUUGUAUUUAUGUGCAAGAGUAAAGACACGAUGAUAUCUUGGGUUCAUGUUUACUCCAUAAUUAGAGGAGGAAGAGUAUGAUUCAAGUUGAAGUACAUUGAAUUGGAAACCAAGAUCAUCAAUGUUAUGAAUUCAUUGAAGCUA
Raphanus sativus (radish) is the source of this 1030-nucleotide messenger RNA. RefSeq lists its product as uncharacterized. Lineage: Eukaryota; Viridiplantae; Streptophyta; Magnoliopsida; Brassicales; Brassicaceae. Gene Ontology annotation, molecular function: S-adenosylmethionine-dependent methyltransferase activity. The transcript has 9 exons. Bases 80 to 652 code for a protein of 190 amino acids. The record is from RefSeq and is a predicted model, not a curated record.